GAGGAGGGGGAGCGGGAGCGGCCGCCCGUGUUCCGGGUCAGGCGCGGGAAUGCGCGGCGGCGGCCGGCAGCGCUGCGCUCGGCGCCCCGCGAUGUCCCUGCCGGGAGGGCAGCGGCCCGCCGAGAGGCACUAGGGGGACGCCCCCGGUUCCGCCCCGCUCCGGCUCCCGCCCAUUGUUCUCCCGGGGCCGCCGCGCUCGCCCGGGGCUGCUUCCCGCCGGCGGCGGCGGCGCGCUGGAUGCGGCUUGCGGCCGCUGGCUCGCCGGGACCCGCGCUGCGCGGCGGCGGAGCGGGCAGCAGCUCCCGCGGCCGGCGGCGAGGAGGGGGCGGCGGUGAGCGGCGGCGCCCGCCCCGCGGCCCCCGGCGGCGGGGCGAUGUUCCACUGCAUCCCCCUGUGGCGGUGCAACCGCCAUGUGGAGUCCAUCGACAAGCGGCACUGCUCGCUGGCCGCCGUGCCCGAGGAGAUCUACCGCUACAGCCGCAGCCUGGAGGAGCUCCUGCUGGACGCCAACCAGCUCCGCGAGCUGCCCAAGCCUUUCUUCCAGCUUGUGAAGUUACGGAAACUUGGACUUAGCGAUAAUGAGAUCCAACGGCUCCCACCAGAAAUAGCGAAUUUCAUGCAGCUGGUGGAACUUGAUCUGUCUCGAAAUG
Messenger RNA from Poecile atricapillus (Black-capped chickadee), 650 nucleotides. Its product is annotated as leucine-rich repeat-containing protein 1-like. The record is from RefSeq and is a predicted model, not a curated record. The transcript has 2 exons. Gene Ontology annotation, molecular function: protein binding. NCBI's taxonomy places the organism in Eukaryota, Metazoa, Chordata, Aves, Passeriformes, Paridae. Gene Ontology annotation, cellular component: postsynaptic membrane; postsynaptic density; adherens junction. Gene Ontology annotation, biological process: neurotransmitter receptor transport postsynaptic membrane to endosome; neurotransmitter receptor transport, endosome to postsynaptic membrane. The annotation marks the transcript as partial.